Ilex paraguariensis (yerba mate) is the source of this 1227-nucleotide messenger RNA. The record is from the annotation of a GenBank genome assembly. Lineage: Eukaryota; Viridiplantae; Streptophyta; Magnoliopsida; Aquifoliales; Aquifoliaceae.
AUGGAUCCCACUGGUCGUCUUCUUCAUCAGCACCAUCAUCAUCAACCUUUUCUCUCACCUUUCCUUCUCAACAAUCACUGCAACAGACAACAGAUUUCAUUACUUACUCUAAAAUUCUCCUACUCCUCAGAAGUGAGUUUUCUAGGGUUUCCGAUUCAGCUCCAUCCGAUUAUUCCAGUUGGGAGAUCACGAGCAUUCAUUGGCAGAUGUGCAUCAAACAAGUUCUCUGACUCAUUCCAGAAUGAUCUUUCCUCAAAUUAUGCAUCUGAACCUCCUCAGAUGCUUGAGCAAAAUGAGGAGGCUUCUUUUCUCACAAUUUUGAACGGAGCAAAUGCUAUUCUCCCUCAAGUGAUCAUCGCCAGUACGAUUUUGGCUCUUAAAUAUCCACCUUCUUUCACAUGGUUUACUACCAGGUAUUAUACCCCAGCUUUAGGUUUUCUGAUGUUCGCAGUAGGAGUGAAUGCUAGCGAAAAGGAUUUUGUUGAAGCAUUCAACAGACCAGCAGCUAUUUUUUCUGGUUAUGUCGGCCAAUUUGUUGUAAAGCCUCUUCUUGGAUAUCUUUUUGGCACAAUUUCGAUAACUAUGUUGGGUCUCCCUACUUCCUUAGCUGCUGGGAUCAUGUUGGCUUCUUGUGUUAGUGGUGCCCAGCUCUCAAAUUAUGCCACUUUUCUAACAGAUCCCACUAUGGCCCCUCUAAGCAUAGUGAUGACAUCGUUGUCAACCGCAACUGCAGUUUUUGUCACUCCAAUCUUGUCAUUGCUGCUUAUUGGCAACAAUAUACCCCUUGAUGUAAAAGGCAUGGUGUCCAAUAUUCUGCAGAUCGUAGUUACUCCCAUUGCUGCUGGCUUGCUACUGAAUAGGUUCUUUCCUCAGAUUUGCAACGCUAUACGCCCAUUUUUGCCUCCCCUAUCUGUAUUGGUGACUGCUCUCUGCAUUGGAGCUCCACUUGCUAUCAACAUAGAAUCUGUUCUUUCUCCUUCUGGAAUAUCUGUUGUGUUGCUUGUCAUUGCAUUUCAUUUGUCGGCAUUUAUUUUCGGAUACGUCUUUACCGGCCUGAUCUUUCGCAAAGCCCCUGAUGUAAAACCGCUGCAGAGAACAUUAUCCUACGAGACAGGUAUGCAGAGCAGUCUUCUGGCCCUUGCACUUGCGAAUAGGUUUUUCCAAGAUCCAUUAGUGGGUGUGCCCCCUGCCAUAUCUAUGAAGGAGAUGGGGUUGAAGUAUAGAUGA